UACACUUUGAUUUUGAAGUUGCAACAGAACAGAAAUAGCACUAGUGGAGUUUUCACAAUGUUUCGUGUAUUUACUUGGAUACACUUGGGAACCAAACAGUCAUGUUUCUCCACUUCUAGUUUACUUCUUGGAGGGGUUAAAAUGAAAAGAAAAAAGCAGGCGUUGCGUGCAGAUAAUCCACAUUUACCCAUUCGAAUUUUAGAAAAAACUAGCAAAGAUUAUGCACUUGCAAAUUUUGAUCAGUACUACUCACAAUUCUUCGGUAAGGAAUGGAACUCUAUACGCCUUGCUUUGCUUAGUCGGCAGAAACAUUGUGCCCUUGUGAAUAAUUUUGCAGAUCCAGAGGUGACCGCAGUUAAACUCAAAGAAUUGGGCUGUAUUAAUGUUACAGAAAUAUUUAAUCAAAUAAACGAUACAAGACCUAAGCCUGUGGUUACCAAUGAUAUCCCCUUAAAUGAAGAGAUAGAGCUUCCUCCUGAGCAAUCUGUCCCUAUAUCGGAGGUGGUAGAGGAAUCUGAACCUGAUGAUCCAUGUGUCUCCUUAAACCCUGACUCUGCUCAACAACGAUAUAUUGAUCCUGAUGAACUAGUGGUCGGUGAUGGUUCUACUUCAAUGUAUGAUUUUGUCCCAACUAGUCGGCUCAAGGGAAUGGAGGAUUUUAUAGAGGAGGGAGAAUAUUACGACAACUACCAGCCAAUAGGAAAUCAAACAAUUCCAAUCAAAAUCUGUAAUAAUAUUAACUUUCCGAAGCAUUUACAAAUAUUUACAUUUCCUCGGAAUGUGAUGGAUAGAUUUCCGCCCCCGACCCCGGGGCUGGAAGGAAACUUGAACUAUUAUUGUAUGGAUGCAGGAUCUGUGUUCCCUGUUUUAGCUCUGGACGUGAAACCAGAACAGACGGUUUUAGACAUGUGCUCUGCGCCAGGAGGGAAGGCUCUGAUAGCCCUGCAGACGCUUUAUCCCCGGAAAAUCGUCUGCAACGACAUCAGUGGCCGGAGACUUUCCAGAGUCGGAAGUGUAAUGGAGCAGUACUGUGGAGUAGGUUCAGGAGUAGGACAUGUUCGCGACACUGUCGAGUUCUCCAAAGGACACGGAGCUGAACUACUUGAGUACGGAGUGUAUGACAGGGUUCUCUGCGAUGUUCCAUGUUUCUCCGACCGCCAUUCAGUGAAUAGUGAAGACUUUAACAUGUUUGCAAUGAAAAUGAUUAAGAACAGACUUAAUCUUCCCAAGGAGCAGUGCGAAUUAUUAAAGGCGGGCCUGCUUUACCUGAAAGUGGGGGGUAAUUUAGUAUACUCCACAUGUACCUUGUCACCUAUACAGAACGAAGGGGUGGUGAACAUGGCAUUAAAGGCAAUAUGGGAGGAAACCACCUACCAAUACGUUGUUAACGAUCUUACAGAUGCGCUCCAACCUUUUAACUCUAUUUGUAAAAUACAUGGAGAAAAAAAAGGUGUCAAGCUGGGAAAUCUUAUCGUUCCACAUCUCUCGAAUAAUUUUGGACCAACCUACUUUUGCAAAAUAACAAGGGAAUCAUAAUUUUUUCAGA
Molecule: messenger RNA, 1546 nt
Organism: Eurytemora carolleeae
Lineage: Eukaryota; Metazoa; Arthropoda; Copepoda; Calanoida; Temoridae
Product: 5-methylcytosine rRNA methyltransferase NSUN4-like
Exons: 2
Coding region: 58-1536 (492 amino acids)
Biological process (GO): rRNA methylation
Cellular component (GO): mitochondrial large ribosomal subunit
Molecular function (GO): methyltransferase activity
Source: RefSeq, a predicted model, not a curated record